AUGGAAAUUCUUAGAGCAAACAAAAUAAUGAACAAUUUUAUUUCUAAGAUUUCUAAUAUUAUAAUAUUCUCACAUUCCAUUUUGUUAUUUGUGUGGCUUAGAAUAUAUGUAUGCUCUGAAAGUACUAUUAACAACGAUUGGAUAGGAUUUGAAGAUAAUAACCCUAGUGGUCUACAAAGUAUAGUAAAUUUUGAUGAUCAUUCUGUGAUACAAUCUCUUCAAGAUAAUGAAAUUGUUAUGAAUAAACUAGGGUAUGAAGAUGAGUUGAGUAAACAAUUUGAGGCUAAUAACAUAUUUGAUAACUCAAUAACAUUAAAUGAAAUAACUACAAAGUUACAGUCAAUAUCAAGUACUAAUCCUGAUAAAUCAGGAAAGAAAUUUUUUAAUAAUAAACUGGGUCAAAUGAUAACCUUUAAGGUAGAAGAAAAUGAUAGACAUAUUGAUUCAGAUAUAGAAGUUCUCAUCACAAUAUCUUUACCACUUUCCAUUUUUGAAGGACACAAUAUAGAUUAUUUCAUUAUAUCAACUCCUCCAUUAUAUACAUUACCUCUAGGAAAAAGAGUAUGUCGAAGUGUUGGAUUUAUGAAGGAUUUCAGUAAUAUAAAAAAAAACGAAGAAAUAAGAAUUAAAUGUAUUACUGUCACUGCAAAUAAUCUACUCUACUUUGUUAUACAAACUGAAACAGAAACACCUAUUUCAGCCCCUGGUACACAUAUGUUUAUAUUAAAAGUGAGGACACCAGCUGAAACCCAUAAAGUUUAUAAUGAUCCCAAAAACUUUUGGUGGUUAGCUAAAAUAAGAUUUUCAAGUGGUCACUACAUAACUAAAGUAUUUGAGAAUUCAAGAUUAUUACAAAAAGCAGAGUGUCAGUGGAGUCCCUGGAGAAGAGAGACUGGAUGCAGUUCUACAUGUAAUGGUGGAAUAGAAAUAUGGAGACGAUCUUUACUUUCAGGUAAAAAUGAGGAAUUUUGUGGUGGAGUAUAUCAGAGUAGGGAAUGUGCUACAAAUAAAUGUAAUAUAAGCUGUCAAUUGGGGAUAUGGGAAAAAUUAAUUGAUUGCACAACAGAAUGUGAUGCAUCAAUAAAUAAUGGUAAGAAAAUUGAAGUAAGAAGAGUAAUUAUGCUUAAUUCAGGUAAAGGCCUUCAUUGUUCAGAAAUAUAUCCUUGGAAUGAAGAAACACAAACUGGAUGGAACCCAAGUUUAGGUAUGGUUGUUAGAUAUUCUGAAUGCGAAUCAAAAUAUCAAAAAAGUUGUAGUGAACAAAUUGGUUGUAGAGUCGAAAAAGAAAAUUUAAGAACAAUACCAUCUAAUUAUCCAUGGGGUCCUUGUCCAUUUCCUUGUGGAGGCUUUGGAAAUAUUACAAGUCUUGUACAAGUGGCUCAUGGUAUUCCAAAAUGGGUUGGUGAAAAAUUAUUCCCUGAAACAUUUGAGUUUCCAUGUAAAAGUAAUAAAAAACCAAUUAUUGAACAUAUACCAUGUAAUACUAGACCAUGUGAGGAUUGUAUGAUAUAUCUAGAAAAUUCUGAACUAAAUACUACAACAAAUGUUUGGAUAUUCUUCCAUUUAUUCCAAGAAGCUGAUGAAAUACGUUUUACAUUACCAAAAGGAUUCUCUUUUCCAGUUUAUAAUGAAGUUGAAUUAUCAUUAACUAAAUAUGAUAAUAAGGAUGUAAAUAUAUCAAAUAAUAAACAUUGGACAUUAUUAGAUAGUAUUAAGUUAGCUAUUGACUAUAAAGGAAAUAGAAAACAAGAAGUUAUAAAUAAUAAUGUGAAUGUAACAAAUGAAGAUUGUCAUAUUAUAGCAGCUUCAUUUGGUUCAAUAAAAUCUUGUAAUAUAUUAUCAUCUAGUAAAGAUAAUUCAACAAUUUUUACUGAAGCAUUGUUAUCUUUAGAUAGUACUGUAGAAGCUACCAAAUUUAGUUUUAAUGAAGAAAACAAAAAUCAAAAACCUAAUUGGUUUAUUAUUCCUAUUAAUAUACAAAGUGCUGAAGGAUUAUUAUUACCAAAUGGAAUACCAAAUAAAGAACAAUUUAAACUUCAUACACGCGGUUCAAAUUCAUUAAAAGAACCAGAAGAACUUAUAUGUAACCUUCAAACAAAGAUCAAUUUUCCACAACCAUGUUUAAUUAAUGUUUCUCCAGUACGUAAUAGUGAUUGUAAAAAUUGUACAAAGAGAAAUAUAUAUGAUAUAGAAGCUUAUAAAUUAUUUAUACCUGAAAAAAAUGGUGGUGCAUGUGUUGUUCCAAUUGAUGAUAGAAUACCAGAAACAAAAACUAAAAUUUCAUGUAUUCAUGUAUGCCCAAAAGGAAAACAAUAUAGAAUGGGUACAAUAAAAGAUUUAACUAAAAUUGAAUUUAAAUUUAAUAAUAAUAAAAAAAAGAAAGAUAAUACACCUCAAAAAUAA
Molecule: messenger RNA, 2403 nt
Organism: Cryptosporidium muris RN66
Lineage: Eukaryota; Apicomplexa; Conoidasida; Eucoccidiorida; Cryptosporidiidae
Exons: 1
Coding region: 1-2403 (800 amino acids)
Source: RefSeq, a predicted model, not a curated record